AUGGCCUCUGAGUUCGACCCCGCCUAUGUCCAGGAAGCGUCGGAAGGUCGCCGUACCACCAGUACAGUCUUGUCCUUGACAACGGGGACUGGCUACAGCGUGUACAAAUCCACAAUCAUACCCGCGAUCAAGAGGGCGGAACGAGAAGUCAUACUUGUGACUUGCUUCUGGGCGGCGUCGGUCACGCGGGAUCUGAUUAACGAGGCUCUGGUACAUCUCUCGGAGAAGGGCCUAUCUUCCUCCAAGAAGAUAUCAGUACGCAUAUGUUUCUCUUCUGCAUCCCUGGCGCGGAAUAUGCUCCUACCGACACCGAAGGAGGGCCAACACUAUCCAUCUUCGUCGUGGAAGAAGAUAGGUUUGCCGCGGCCAGAAGAGCUCAAAGGUCUCAACAUGCGGGUCAGCCGUAAGUUUUUUUGGCCGUUCGGCAUCAUCCACUCAAAGUAUGUUGUGGUGGACCGGGAGUUGGCCAUCUUCCCGUCCUGCAAUGUGUCGUGGGAGAGGUGGUUUGAAGUGGCUGUCUCCUGCAGGGGUUCCGUAGUUGGGCACUUAUUAUCGUUUCACGGGGUGUUUUGGGACGACGAGCUGUCGGUGGCAGCAGCCUCUGAAGGUGCUGCAGAGGAUGGCGCGCACGAACCUACUGCUACUUCUACUGGUACCGGUGGUGGUAGCAACUCGACUCCGAACCACGUUAUACCCGCCCCGACCACGCUCUUGCCGUCACCUCAUACGCCAUCUCUGCUUCCGAAUCACCUGCAACUGCAGACCCUCGCCGGCCACUGCCCUUGCCUGCCAGCUACGACGUCCACGCCAGCUUUCCACCCAACCCCACUCUUGCGGACCACAUUUCACUUGCUGGCCACGGCACAAUCCAGCAUCAUUUUGCUCACCCCAAAUCUCACGGAGCCGACCGUUGUUGACCUCCUGCUGCAAGCUCUUGCGCGUGGGGUCAGUGUACGGGUUUGGACAAACCGCACGCUUAUGACAAUGGAGCAGCUGGUAACUGCCGGCACGACCACUCCGGCAUCCAUCCAGAGACUCAGAAGACGCGCAGAACAGAUGGAAAGCGAUGGUCGUCUGGAGGUGUCGUACUUUGACAGCGACGAUGGUCCGGGUACACAACACCCUGUCUUGCGCGAGAUUGAGCAGUACCGAGACACAGUCCCCAUCAAGCUACAUGCCAAAGUGACGAUAGUUGACGGCGAGAAGAUAUUGUUAGGAAGUGGAAACAUGGAUGCUGCGAGCUGGAAGACGAGCCAAGAGCUCGGGAUCAUGAUUGAGAGUCCUGCCGUGGUCGACGAGUUCAUGAAACUGUGGAAGUAUGACAAGCUUGGAGUAUGA
Messenger RNA from Cladophialophora carrionii CBS 160.54, 1338 nucleotides. RefSeq lists its product as uncharacterized. Gene Ontology annotation, molecular function: catalytic activity. Lineage: Eukaryota; Fungi; Ascomycota; Eurotiomycetes; Chaetothyriales; Herpotrichiellaceae. The transcript has a single exon. The record is from RefSeq and is a predicted model, not a curated record. The coding region runs from base 1 to 1338 and encodes 445 amino acids.